Messenger RNA from Tribolium castaneum (red flour beetle), 2007 nucleotides. It is a transcript of the gene Edc3, whose product is annotated as Enhancer of decapping 3. Gene Ontology annotation, biological process: deadenylation-independent decapping of nuclear-transcribed mRNA; P-body assembly. Gene Ontology annotation, molecular function: mRNA binding. Gene Ontology annotation, cellular component: P-body. The transcript has 4 exons. Bases 233 to 1624 code for a protein of 463 amino acids. Lineage: Eukaryota; Metazoa; Arthropoda; Insecta; Coleoptera; Tenebrionidae. The record is from RefSeq and is a predicted model, not a curated record.
GAAAAGUGUGUCGCAAGAGAUGGUUGUUGGGUGCUGUUAAUUUGUUGUGGGUUCAUUGUUGUAAAUAUUUCUUCUUGUUUUGUGCUAAUUAUUGGUUCUACAUCACGUAUUUAAUAAUUUGUUGGGAAGUUGAGGUCGACUGAUAAAUCUGCUGCGCAGUGUUACCUAACCUCAUUUUAUAAAUUAUACAAAUUAUCUGCUCUCGGUUGUGCUAUUGAUAUUUGUAAAGAAAAUGGCACAGUGGGUAGGAUACAUGGUCUCAAUUAAGUGCGCCGAUGAUACCGCUUAUCAAGGUGAAAUUAGCGCAGCUACGACUUCUCAGAUUGCUCUAACUAAGGCUUUCUGCAACGGCAUUCCCUGUCCUUCGAACGAAGUGACCAUUAGGGCAAACGAAAUCGAAGAGUUGAAAUUAAUUGACAAGCACUUAAGCUCACCUCCACAGAGAAGCACAAUAACCAUCGCCAAGCCAAUCGCGAAGCGCGCUGGACGAACGCAGAGCACCUCAGAUGUCGCCAAUGCAGCAUCCAAACAUACAAAUUUAAACGGAUCUCACAGCAAAUCAAAACCCAUUGAUAUCGAACCCAAAACCACGAACUAUAGUUUUAACGAAUCCAGUUCAUUCAAAAACGGAACCCCAGUCAGGCGAGAAAAGUCAAAAGGCAAGUGGUCCAAAGGCUGGAAGGACGAGGAGUGUUUCGGCUCGCCUUUGGACCACAAAAUCAACAAAGACUUCGAUUUUGAGAAAAAUUUGGCGCUUUUUGAUAAACAAGCCAUCUGGGACGAGAUUAACAACUCCCAGAAACCGGACGUUAUUAAGAAUGCCGACAGCAAGAAGCCGGCGAAAUACAGGCAUGAUGAAAAUGUUAUUGCAAGCACUCCAGCAUCGUAUAGGCAGAUAAUAGUGCCUAAGCAAGACUUUUGCGAGUAUGUGACGGAUGAUGGGCUGAUUAUACCGAGCAUUUCGAGGUCUUUGCGAAAGAAACUGUGGGAAGUGGCUGAUAGAGUGGGGCUCACGUGGGAUAAGAGGGUGGAGCUGUUUGGGAGGGCAGCUGCCGAAAUUUCGGUACAGUUAUUGGGGGGCGGGCAUAGGUUGAAUCCUCACAACUCGCACCAGUUUCCCACUGUUGUAGUGCUGUGUGGGCCGCACAAGCAGGGGGCGAUGGGCAUCAACGCCGCGCGCCAACUGGCCAGCCACGGCGUGCACACCAUCGUCUACGUGGUCUCCUCGGAGGUGGCGGUGAUAAAAAAAGAGCUGGCGCUCUACGUCCUCACCAAAAACCCGGUAAUCUAUUCGGUGACGAAUCUCCCGAAUUUCGCCGAUUUGAUAAUAGUUGCGUUAUGCGAGGACACGGAAAGUCCAAAGAGUUAUCCCGAUUUGUGCGAUUGGGCUACUAGAAAUAGAGCGUCAAUUUUAGCUUUAGAUCCCCCUUCUGUUGGUAUACCUGGCAUAGCCCCCAAGUUUUCCUUACUCCCAGUUUUACCUCUCCCUCAUUCUUCCAAAAAUGGAAAGUUGUACUUGUGCAACCUGGGAUUCCCCCUCGAAAUAUUCAACGAGGUGGGGAUCAAGUAUAAGUCGCCCUUUGGCCCCAAAUUUGUCAUACCUUUGCAUCCAAAGGAUGACUAGGAAUUGGUACAACAGCAAAGCUAUUUUAUUCUUUUGACACAUUUCUUACGUGAACGCAGAUUUGGAAGUAAUUAGGGUUUUUACUUAAUGACAUGUCCAGUGUGAUUUUUUGAAAAUUUUCAAGACAUUCCAAGUUGUCUCAAAAUACCAGUUGCAUAUUUUUUUAUUACAUCAUGUAUGUUGCCAUCUUUAUCAUACACUUUAAUUAUUCGGUUUUAUGGAGAAUUUUAUUUAAAUUGUGAUGAAAAUUCAAUCGAUAAGAAACGUGAUAAGAUAUUGUUUUGAAUCCAACUUUUUUUCAGUCAACAAAUUCAUUAACAGCCAUUAUUUUUGAUUAAUUUUGUUUGUAACGUUACAAAGCGAAAUAAAAGUGCAUUUUCCAA